AUGGAUGAAAAGCCAAAAAAAUUAUGGAAGUAUGAUGAUAAUUAUCAGUACCAUGUUACAAUUCCUACUAUUGAUUCAACUAUUGAAUCAGAAAAUGUAGAUGAAAGAGUAGUUUAUAUAGGAGAUUUAGAAAAAAGAAAACAAGCAUAUGGAAUAUGUGGAGAAUGUAAAGAACCUGGCACAGGAUAUAAUUGGUGUCAAUCUUGUAAUGCUAAAAGAUUUAAUGAUAACUUUAAAAAUUGGACUAGUGGAAAUAAAGUUAUUGAUGAAUUUAUACAGCAAUCACAACUUAAUGCUGUAUAUUAUAAAAAAUAUCUUGAAUGGAUACCUUUUGAAAAAUUUCAAAAUAUCACUUAUAUUGCGGAAGGUGGUUUUGGUUAA
Molecule: messenger RNA, 381 nt
Organism: Rhizophagus irregularis DAOM 181602=DAOM 197198
Lineage: Eukaryota; Fungi; Glomeromycota; Glomeromycetes; Glomerales; Glomeraceae
Source: RefSeq, a predicted model, not a curated record